Molecule: messenger RNA, 6321 nt
Organism: Lytechinus pictus (painted urchin)
Lineage: Eukaryota; Metazoa; Echinodermata; Echinoidea; Temnopleuroida; Toxopneustidae
Product: syntaxin-6-like
Exons: 7
Coding region: 482-1231 (249 amino acids)
Biological process (GO): retrograde transport, endosome to Golgi; vesicle fusion; Golgi vesicle transport
Cellular component (GO): endomembrane system; SNARE complex; synaptic vesicle membrane
Molecular function (GO): SNAP receptor activity; SNARE binding
Source: RefSeq, a predicted model, not a curated record
GUACAAUCAAAGGUCAAGUCACAGAUGUAGAACUGACGUUAUUUCGGAGUCGUGUCAUCAACAAAUAUUAGGGAUUUAGGGGAAUUUUCACCGAGGAGAGCAAUCGUUCAAGUAUUCAAUACGUUAAUUUACAUACUUAUUUUGAAAAUUAUGGAUAUUUCUACAUCAUCUACCUUUGUUUGAACCUUGUUUACACAUAUUCGUGACGAGAAAUUUGAAGCAUUGCUUUACCAAUAGGCAAUACCGGUACGGUACCUGCGGCUACACACGGCAAGUCUACGGGAGAGCGUAGGCGCGACCUCCGAGCGACACCGGUCAACGUGGUCUUAUCUGCUACUGUAGCUCAGCUCAGCCCUUCUUCAUUACUUUUUUAAGAUCUGAAUUCUAACGACGUACAACGUUCCGUCAGAAUUUAGACUUAGAGGCUCCCAACUAGAACUUCACUUUUUUUUCAGUUGUGUUGUGUUGAACUGAAGGAGUCAUGUCACUUGAAGAUCCUUUCUUCGUUGUGAAAGAGGAGGUGGAGAAGGCUGUGAACACAUCAGAGGGGCUAUACCAGAGAUGGACCAAGCUUUUAGAAGACACAAACAGUGUUAGCAAGGAGGAGUAUGAUUGGACAAUGAAUGAACUCAGGAAUAGUCUUAGGAGUAUAGAAUGGGACGUGGAAGACCUCGAAGAAACCAUUAGCAUUGUUGAAGCCAACCCGAGGAAAUUCAGGAUAGAACCGAGUGAUCUAGACUCUAGGAGACUCUUUGUUACAAGGACUAAAGAUAGAGUCAGAGAGAUGAAAGACCACAUGAGCAGUCCAGGCACAAGAACGAGAGAGGACAAGAAAUCUAGACAGUCACUAUUAUCGAAUGGUCCUGGACGACCAAAGCAUAAAUACAGUCGGCUGGAGCAAGAAGCUGAAGAUGAAAACCAGAGAUUUAUUAGAGAUAGUCAUCAGCAGCAACAGCUAAUAAUGGAAUCACAAAAUGAUCAAAUAGAGAGGGUAGCCGACAGUGUUGGUGUGCUGAAGAAUAUGAGUCAUACAAUAGGGAAUGAACUCGACGAACAAGCAGUGAUGUUAGAUGACUUCUCAACAGAGCUAGAGAACACAGAAUCAAGGUUAGACACCGUCAUGAAGAAAAUGGCCAAGGUCACAAGAAUGUCAAAUGACAAGAGGCAAUGGAUGGCAAUAGCGGUUCUUCUUGUAGUCAUGCUCAUCAUCAUCAUCCUCUUCUUCAUAUGACAGCAUCGUCAUGACUGCCUUUGGGAUAUCAUUCUUGGACCACCACACGGAGGAAACUUCUACUGGACCACCUCUAUUAUCCAUGUGAUUGAAUGACUCUUUGACAUCUUAUGAAAUAUACCGCCCUCGUUGAGAUCUUUCUUGAAUGGAAGGACUGUCCAAAGGAAAAGCUAUCCCACGUGGAUGACUGCUGAAGGAAUUGAUCACAUUACGGCAUGAAGCAUACAGUAUGGUAUCCUGUAGAUCCCUCAAAUCUUUCUUUUACUUCCAGGUGGAAAAAUCUUGAAAGGAUUCAAUGUACAAAGCAAAAGCAACAUCUGGAUUUCAUCAAACUCCCUUUAUCAAUAUGGAAGUUUCCUGAAUAGAAAGUGUUCUGUAACAUGACAAUUUCUUGUCAGAAACAGUUUUCCAUUGACCUCAUUACCAUGGAAUUUCCACAGUAAAAUCUGGUCGAUGGACAAGUUACAGUCUGAGCACAAGUUAACAGCACAAGUACAAAUAAGCUGUAGAAACUACCUACAUUGCGUUGCGUGUAUGUAUGCAAGGCUGCUCCUUCGGUGGAAGAGCUUGAAUAUAAUAUAUUUAAAGUAAACAUGACAUAACAUGAAUGUAUGCAAAGCUGCUCCAUUUAUGGUAGAGCUUGAAUAUAAUUUAUAGUAGAGUAAACAUGAUGCUACCUGACCGCAGACAGCACCAAAUAGCAUGAAGAUUAGAUGAUAGUACUACGUACAUGUAUGUAUGAGUGAAAUUCUUUGAUGUGAUAUAGAAUUUUCUUUUUGCAGUUAGCAGCUCAAGAAUGUUGCUUUGUAUGCAUAUACAAUGCUCUGAUAUUCAGAGACAUGAAGGAUUUGUACAAAAAAGUGAUUUAUGACAUUUCUUUAUUAUGAUAUGUACUAUAUAGUUAGCUGAGGAAAAAAUAAUCACACUGUAGAAAAAAUUACUGAGAAGACACUUCCUAAGCUGACAUGGGUUGCAUUCCUUCGAGACCUUUUCAGUGGUUUAUCCUGCUUAGGCAGUGUUAAAGCUACAGUGGACGGCAGUGGUCGGGCCCAACCGGCACAGAAGAUUUUUUGACCACCACUCAUCAUGGAAAACACUGCUUCUGUCCACCACUAAUUUCACAUGAAAAGUGUUUCAAAACUAACUCCUUGCAAAAGUGAAGGUGAGACUUAGGGAUCAAAAUGUUGUCCGUCCGUCACAAACCUAAUGACACAUAACUCCACAACCAUAAGUCGCUUUCCAACCAAACUUGGAUGGUAGAUGGACUUGGGGACCUGCAUGUUAUGCUGCAGUCGGAGGUCACAUGGUAAGGUCAAAGGUCAUUUUCAGGUCAACAUUAAAGUUGACGUGCAAGGCUCUUAUGUUAAGUUUUAUUCCAUCCCAGUCAUUUCACAAUGAAGUUUCGAUACAAUUCUGUUGCUUGCCCUCGCAAAUCACUAUAUUUCUGGUUAUUUUCAUAAGUAGGCGAGACACAAAAUCGCUUUUGCCUUGUAUUUGAUUAUAUUAGUCAUUUUCAAAGAUUUGUUAAUGUAAGAUUGUUAUAUUACAUUGAUGUUCCAUCACUUUUGGUUGUAAGCAUGGGUCUAAAUCCCAGGGGGAACGGGAGAUAACAUACAUGUACCCCCCCCCUCCCUCUAGGAGAGGGGGAAUGGCAUGUGACAGAAACAUUUUUUAUCAUCAAAUGAUUAAUACUUCUGUCAAAGCAUUGAUUCAUCUUUAAACAACAAAAGUGCUUAAAUUUACCUAUUUUUGCAUUCUAAAAUCGCAAAUUUUCUUACUCAGGAGUGAAGCGACUGCAUUCAAUUUAUUCUUAGAAGAAUUUGGACUUGACAAAUGCUUAUGUUUAGCUUAAAGGUUUUAUCUGAUGAGCACAUCAUCAGAGUGUGGUUCUAAUAAGUCCAAUUAUAUGAAUUGAAUGAUUCAGAUUACUUUUAAACAUGAUUAUAUCUUUAAUCAUAAACCAAACCAAUAAAAAUAUUCCUUAAAUAUUUUAGUGGGGUGGGGGUCAUAUCCUGGCAUCAUUUUAUUGUACAAAAAAAUAUACCCAAUACUUCAAGUUUAUUGUACGAUGAGUGAUUGAUGACAUUGAUCAAACCAAUGCCUUUAAUGAAACUCUGAAGCAUGUUAGGCCAGCAAUAUUCUCCACAUGUCAUUACAUAGGAUACUUUCUAUCACUUAAUUAAUGCAACAAUCUUAAUAAAUAUUUAAAGUACAAAUUUUGGUAAAACAUAUUAUUAUCGCAUCAUCUCCCAAUAAAAUCUUAAAUAGUAUUCAAAAUCUUUUCUUUCUGCAGUCAUAUUGACUAUAUUACCCUUUGUAUUAUAUGCACAGUAUUUGUAACGACUGUAUUAACCUUUUCAAGGCUCUUUCACGCUUGCUUGCUACAUUUCUCCCCUUACUCCACACCCAUUGAAAGACAUUUCAGACAUCAUUCUUUUUUCCAACUACUGAAAAUUUGCUUGCUUAUUAGGAUAUAACUGUAAAUCAGUAAUUAAUACAGUGUAUCACAACAAAAAAGUACCUUAGCCAUCAUGAAAAAAUUGUAAUAGGCUUACUGUCAUCACCAAAAGAUAUCAGUGGUGCUCAAAAGUUAGUGAACCCCACCAGAAAAGAAACAAAUUUAAAGUGUUCAAGUUCUGCCAUGUUAUAGAUAUUAAAUUGUGAAGUCAGGUGAUGAAAUAUUACAUUCAAUAAAGUUUGUCUAUCUGGGCUUGCCGAACAUUGUGGUGUUGUUGUCUACAUUUUCAACACUCAGCGUGAGGGAAUGCAUUUUGUGAAGCGGGUUCACUAACUCUUGAGCACAACUGUAAAUGGUAUUGAUAAGUACAACGUAUAGCCCUUGAUGUGAUAAUUAGACCCUGAAAGACAUUUUUUGACACGAUUCUGUCUUCCAACUCCUGAACACUUAAAUAAAAAUUACAUUCAGUAGUUUAUAUCACAACAAAACCGUUACAACAUAGCCAUAGAAAAAACAAUAGUGAUAGGCCUUUAAACUUAAAGAUGGUAGUACUACAUACUAUGUAGGACACCCAAAACCCCUGUAUUUUGGGUGUCCUAAAACUUUGAAUUUUCAUGUCAAUAUAUUGCCAUCAUCCCCUCACUGCUCGGACCAGAUUUACGCCUCAGGCUUUAAGACCACUAACUCGGCCUGCAAAAAAACUUUGUAAUGCCACUGAAAUGGGUCUAGCUAGAACACUGCUGCCGGGUUUGACAGCUUUUAUCUACUAGCAGAUGGUCUAAUUCUCAGAUAGUCUAAUGCCAUCAUUACUAAACCCACUUGGUCUACUAGCAGAUGGUCUAAUUACCAUGUAAUGCUCACUUGGUCAACUGUCAUUUACUUGUAAACCCAGAUUCUCACAUUUCCACUUUUAUCUAAUAACUCUUCUUAAUGUUUUGCAUUAAUGUCAAAUGAGAAUUUGGUUUUAUACACUGUUCAUCUGAUCAUAUAGUGUAGACUAUUUGUGUUAAACCAAAUGGAUUUAUCAAACAAAUAGUUAUAGCCCAUCAGGAAUCGGACUACAUGGUAAUUGUUUGAAGGUCAAUGAGGACAAACUAUAUGUAGGAUUAGACCAAAUGGGAUGAGACCAUAUGGAAAGUAGACCAAGUGGCAAUGUCUUGAUUAGAUAUACAUUACAAUAUCACGUUCAAGGCAAGUACGUACAAUUUAGUUUUAGACAAAAUACAUCUAUUACAAAUCAAAAGUAGUCAUGGACUACAUGUGCUGGUGUGAUAUGAAAUUCAAUUUAUUUAAAUUCUCAAUAAUCCAUUAAGUUUAUUGAAUGUGCUAAUAUCUACAGUCAUGUAAUAUUUGUGUCUUGAUUAUUGAAAAAAAAAAACCUUGGCAGGGGGUGGAUCCAGGAUUUUCCGAGGGGGAGGGGGGCAUUUUUGUACCCCCAAAAAUGAACAAGUCCCCCAAGAAGGUCUUCACUCCCAAUUAAAAAAAAGAAGUCCCACCUCCAAUGAAUGGUGAUUAAUAUCAGGAAAAAUAAUUUGACAAACAAAAAAGAUAGGGUCCUCACUUGCAUAUGCAAGACAUAUUCCCCAAACAAAUAUUCUUGUGGCAUUCAAAAGGGGGGGGGGGUACGGGUCGGAUGUCCCCCACCUGGAUCCAUCACUGACCUUUGGUAUACAUGUAUGAUUCCUGCCUGUAAUUUGAUUUUGAGACGUGGCUUUGCUAGUAAAUUUAUUUUUAAAAAUUGUAUACUUGCCAAUAUUUAAUAAUAUUUUCAAUCAUAGAUCGAUUUGAUUUCUAGCUGAGCUCUAUUUUAGAUGAAUUAUUCUCAAAUGCUUAACAGCAAUAGUCAUAAAAGUGUGUGUCUGUAUAUGUAUCCUUUUCAUGUAUAGCUAACUAUUGAAUAUUUCAUUUGAUUGUUUUUAGGGACCUUUUCAGGAGUUUGUAUACAAAAAACUAUUGAUAAGUGUAAUAUAUUAAAGUUCAUGGCAGAGAUGACAUAUUCAAGCUUUUGCCAGAUUUUUUUUUUCUGGCAUCCAUGUGAAGGUUAAGUUUACCACCCCUCCUCCACCCCUAUAGUACUACCAAUAUCAUGAUUAUUUAACAUUUUCCCUGUCAAAGAGGGAUUAUUGCAGUAUUUGUAUUUCUAAUAUUUUAAUCUAUUUUUGGGGGGGUGAGCAUGGUAUGUAAUAAUAAUCAAUACUUGUAGGUUUUAAUAUUUGUGUUACACCCUCUGGUGGUUAUUUUAGAGAAGGUUUUGUGUAUUGCUGAAACGUUCGACUGACAUCUAUCCAGAUAGAUUUUAUACUCCUUGGCCUGUAUUCUGAAGUCAGGUUUAACAAUUAGACCGUGCUCAAACUCUGUGCUAAAAUUAUAGGAAGCCAAACACGUCAAAAUUUUGUUUGCAUUGUAUGCUUCUAAUGUUGACUGUGCUCUUUCCUAAUUGUUUAAUAGUGAAGACAACUAUCUUGUUUAUCCUUUCCAGACAGUUAAGAUUUCAGAGUCAAAUGAGCCGAUUAAUUAAACCUGUAGGGUUAUAGAUUUAUGUCACAAUUGGCUAUCCAUAGUUAGAUCGCACCUUUAGACCAGAGUUAAACCCGGCUUCAGAAUACAGGCCAUUAGGUCUUUGAUGUUUGGU